Cyprinus carpio (common carp) is the source of this 682-nucleotide messenger RNA. RefSeq lists its product as uncharacterized. The transcript is spliced from 13 exons. NCBI's taxonomy places the organism in Eukaryota, Metazoa, Chordata, Actinopteri, Cypriniformes, Cyprinidae. The record is from RefSeq and is a predicted model, not a curated record. Bases 44 to 682 code for a protein of 212 amino acids.
UUUAGAGGUAGUAUUUAUUGUAGCAUUUGAAGAGAGUUCCAGAAUGGCCUGUUGGUGUUUGAUUGAACUUGUAUUGCUCACCACAUCUCACCACAACAUGCUGAGACUGUUUGUGUUGCUUACAGCAGUGGUCUGCUGUAAUGCAUCCUGCAGAAAAGAAAUAAUGCCCACUCAAGAUACCACAGACAGCCCACAAGGUUGUCCUGGUUCUGAUGGAGAUCUCCAUGAACUUAACUCUGAAUGGGUGAACGGAUAUGAAAAAUGUGUCUGUGGGAAUUCUGGAAUCAUCUGUUGUUUAAGCCUUGAAGGUUAUGGCCCCUAUGGACACAGAUUUGGAGGUUAUGGGCCCUUACAACAAUAUGGAGGUUAUGGGCCCUAUGGACAAUUUGGAGGUUAUGGGCCCUAUGAACACUUUGGAAGUUAUGGGCCCUUUCAAAAAUAUGGAGGUUAUGGGCCCUAUGGACAAUAUGGAGGUUAUGGGCCCUAUGGACAAUAUGGAGGUUAUGGGCCCUAUGGACAAGGUGAUGGAGGUCAUGGGCCCUCUGGACCAGCUGAAUAUUAUGGACAAGGUGACAGUUGGGAGGAUCUUUACGGACACAAAAAACAUAAAAACAACAUAUGCAACCACCUUCCUGGGAAAUACGAACACUCUGACCUGUGCACAAACACUUCCGCUAGUUAG